GCAAGCUGGCCCAUUGCUAGAUCACCUCCUUUUUUCUUUUUUUUUUGUCACACGGGUGCAAUGGGGUCCGCCAGGAUUUUGCAUGCAUUGGCGACGUGGCAUGUGCUGUUGGCUGGAAGCCACUGUGGUCUGUGAUUGUAAUGGCUGUGAUGAGAAAAGGACAGCUACCGGUAGUUAUGGUUUGUGUAGUUCCAAAGCUGAUGUCUCUUGGGCUUUCCCCCCAUUAAAAGUUGGAGGGGUCAUAAUUUUGAUGGAGUAUCAGCGCAGUGCCCGAUCUGAGGCUCGCAAAGAAAGAGAGCGGCAAAUGGAAACUGAGCAUCUUAAACAAAGGGACGCCCAGCUAGCGAUCGAGAUCCACAUGUUGAAGCAGCGACUAGAGGAGUUGGAGAAAGGUGGCGGGAGAAAGUGGCUUCCUUCGAUCCUGAGCAUUGGCGGCAGCGGCACUGACAGAGAACAGCAGCCUGCGCCAACCCCUCAAUCUCAGCAAGAAGUUGUGCAGCAGUAUCUGCCUGAUUUGCCUGUAGAAGCUUCACCUGCAGCUAAGUAAUGAUUGCGUAGAAGGUAGGACAACUUCGGGUAAUUUGCUGCGCGCCUCUGCCAACGAAUUGAUUGGAUUUUGGAAACAGGAAAUUAAAAAUUAAUGUUUUCCAACUUUUCCUUGUCAAGUUUGUUGUUGGUAUGUUUACUUCUCUCUCAUGGAUUUGUUAAAUUUUGUUUAUGUUUGUUUCCUGCAGUCUCCAAGGAAGGAUUUAUGCCUCAGGAGAAGGGGAGGGAGACGGGGAGGUGAAAAGAUGUGCAAAGAUGGAGGCAAUUCUUCUUAGGAAGGAUAUUGAUUGCUCCCUAGGGCAUAUACUAUGUAGUAGAAGGACCUUGUUGAAGGUAUCUGGAUGCAGUGGCAGCCCAGAUUCGGUCGAGAAAGUCCGUAGUGUAAGUACCCACCGUAAGAAUUCCCCUUCGUGAGGACUUCGACUAUGCACCAGCAACUCUUUAGUUAGUAGCAGGACCUUCUUGGAGGUAGGUAUCUGGAUGCAAUGACAGCCAGAUUCCGUUGACAAAGUUCCUAGUGCAAGUACUCACACUGUAACAAUUCCUCUUUGUGAGGACUUGGAUUAUGCACCGGUGAUUGAAAACGGGAAGGGCUGUGGAGAGGAGGAGGAGAGCAAGUGCUGCAGAUCUCCGGCUUUGUCUUGGCGGGUCUGAGUAGUGUGAGGAAGGCGUAGAGCAUCAGCAAUGCGCGCUCUUUAACUGCACUCAACACUCUCUGUGGAGCUGCAGUCACUGCCAACGUGAAGGGGGGAAGUUGGCCUAAACCAUCUGCAGCUGUGGUAUGAGCUGUUAAACUAUGCCUGCGAGACGUAUUGGGUAGGACAGCUGUGGGGAGAGUUGUAACCUACAGGGCGAUAGAAUAGUGACAAAUUGUUCAAGUUAAGGCAAGAAAAUCGGAACUGAGGGGGAGUAACGACGGGUCAAAUCAUGGGAGAAGUGCGCAACGGUAGGGUAUAUAGAAAAGAGAGGCCAUCCUCACACAAAUCAUGAUUGCCUACGAAUGU
Messenger RNA from Chara braunii, 1550 nucleotides. The record is from the annotation of a GenBank genome assembly. Lineage: Eukaryota; Viridiplantae; Streptophyta; Charophyceae; Charales; Characeae.